AUGAUAUUUGUGAGCCGGGAAGAUCGAAGUACCCUCAGCAACGCCAUUAAGCACUCGACUCUGAUGAAAGGACAUCGAAGAGGAAGCCUUGAAAACGAACUUGACAGUUUAAAAUUGUACGCGCUGUGUGAGCUGAGCACGGACUUCAUUCUCAUCUCGGUUCUAAUACGACAAACAUCUUUUGGAAAAGCCCAAAUUUUUUUAAUUCCAAAUCCUACUUCCGUAACCAGGCUAAUAACAAGAUGUGCAACCCGUGUAUUAGCUCUAUGCCCGGUACUUGCUGUGGACCGACAGGCGGACUGGGUCCUUGCAUGCUGUGCGGACCCUACAACGGCCAAUGGUUCCGAUCGAUCAACCACUGCUGCGGCCCCUGCGGACCAUACGGCUGUUGUUCUUGCUACGGACCCCACGGCGGUCACUGUUAGCCUGCUUAGAAGGAAAGUAGGAUUUAGCCAAGGAAGCCUAAAACAGGAAGUCGCUUCAGCAAUGGAGCCUCUUCUAGCGAGAGUCCCUAUAAAAUAGUACAAGUUCGAAAUGGAAACAAAACAUUUGUGCGAGCUAAUAUUAGCGUGGGAACCUUAAAGAUCUCCCGAUUUGAAAAACAAACACCAUAGUCGUUAAUAAAUUUAUACGUAUCAAUUAA
Molecule: messenger RNA, 643 nt
Organism: Drosophila ananassae
Lineage: Eukaryota; Metazoa; Arthropoda; Insecta; Diptera; Drosophilidae
Exons: 3
Coding region: 1-522 (173 amino acids)
Source: RefSeq, a predicted model, not a curated record